AAGCAAGGUAGAGGGGAAAAUUAAGCUCUUAGUGUAGCAGGGACAUGGAGCGGCGGCGGCGGGAGGUCGGGGGAGGCGGCGGGGGCGCGAAACUGCGGUAGUUGCCCGCUGGUUUGGUGGUGUGGCUCUGUGGAAAGGGCGCAGUUCCUAACCCCCUCUCUGGCAGCGGCCGGGGCUCGGGGCUGAGAGCGGCCGUGGGGCCGCCUCCACGGGCCCCCUGGCUCCGCCAUGUUCCGCAGGGCACGCCUUAGCGUGAAACCGAAUGUCAGGCCUGGUGUAGGUACCAGGAGCUCCACCGCCCCAAAUCCCCAGCGUGGCCAAGAGGUUCCCAGGGCGCCGGAGCCCGCAGCGGCCUCUGCGUCGAAACCAGCAGAGUCCACAAAUGUGCUCCCGGUCAAUUUCGGGGAAGCGGAGCCCCAAGAAAAGGCUCCCAGAAGCAGUGAUGAAAAGACUGAUGGCAAGAAUUAUGUUGAAGAAUCCAGUAAAUCUUCCUCUACUGUUUCACAGAGGAGAAAGCGAACAUCAAGUACACCUACUCUGGUAAAGCCUAGUGUCAGUGUUCCUUCAGAGCCUCAUCCCUUAUCUACAGUUAAUCAAGAAGCUGCACAACCAAACCCCAUUCCAACAAAAGAGAAACAGCCAUGCUCAGACAGAUACCGAAUAUAUAAAGCACAGAAACUGAGAGAAAUGUUAAAAGAAGAAUUGAGGAAAGAGAAGAAGCAAUGGAAAAACAAAUAUGCCAUAAAUGAAAGUCAGAGGCCACAAGAUCGUUCAAAAAUGACUAUGAGGGAUUUCAUAUAUUACCUGCCAGAUAACAAUCCAAUGAGUUCUUCACUGGAGCAAGAAAAGAAAACUGAAAAAUCAUUGAUACCAGCCCAGACAAGAGAGCAAGAAGGUAAGAGUGUUGCUAAUGCUGAAGAUAAUGAAGAAAUAGAAGAAGAGAUGGAUGAUGGGCCAUUGCUGGUUCCUCGAGUAAAAGUGGCAGAAGAUGGUUCUAUUAUUUUGGAUGAAGAAAGUUUAACUGUAGAAGUUUUAAGGACAAAAGGCCCCUGUGUUGUUGAGGAAAAAGACCCCAUAUUUGAGCGUGGUUCUACAACUACAUAUUCUAGCUUUAGGAAAAACUAUUACUCUAAACCAUGGUCAAAUAAAGAAACAGAUAUGUUUUUUUUAGCCAUCAGCAUGGUAGGAACUGACUUUUCUAUGAUUGGACAGCUUUUUCCUCACAGAGCAAGGAUAGAAAUUAAGAAUAAAUUUAAACGUGAAGAGAAAACAAAUGGAUGGAGAAUAGAUAAAGCAUUCCAGGAAAAGCGUCCAUUUGACUUUGAUUUUUUUGCUCAUUUGCUUCAGAAAGUUCUUGCUGAAGAAGAGAAAAGAAAACAAAAAUCCAUUAAAAGUCAGAGUUUAAAGGAGAAAAAAUCCUGUAAACCACGGAAAAACGUAAAAGUGAAAAAAGUUGCCAGUGAAGGAGUGAAUGAUGAUCCAGAUGAGUCUAUGAGCACUAAAAUUUCAGACAUAGAAGUGUCUCAGAAGGAUGCUCAGACAGUUGAAGAACAGCAGUCUCUGACUUCAGCAGGACAGGAUUCAGAACAGAUUGCAUUAGAAUCAGACCUAAAUCAAAAGAAAAGAAGAAAGAAUCAGGAUAAAGUUGGUAAAAAAGAAAUAAAUCUUUCAGGAAAUGCUACUGUUCAACCAGGCCCUUCUAAAGGAAGAAAAAACAAAAAUAAGUGUCAGUCUUUAAGACCUGAGAUAAAUGAAGAUGAAGUCAAUCAGGAGCAGAAACUUCCCUGUAUACAGAACGUAGAUGACAUUGUGGGUUUACCCUCCAGAGAAAAAGUUGAGAAAAGAACUAACCUUUCAUCAAGUGUUCAACAAGAGGCCAUGUCAGUAGUAACUGAGACUUCAGAAUCAAGCACUUUGGAUUCACCUUCAUCAGAAGCUGGAACUAGAGCAUUGUGUGAGGUGAAUAAUGCUGACAGUAGUUGUAUGGAAGAGAGAAGUGUUCACCUAAAAAAUAAAGCACUGGGAACUGAUCAAACGGAGAAUGUUAAACCAAUGUCGAAAGGACAACUCCAGAGACCUAAGCCCAAUUUAUCAAGGGCAGUUGGGAAGAAAUCAGUUCUUUCACAAGGAAAAAUAGAUGCAGAGAGGAAGAGUUUACAUCCAGAAACCUCAGUUGAAAAGAAUCAGAUGGAAAGGGGUGAAAUGAAUACAUUUGACAUUACUGGAAUGGACGAUACACAGAGAGGGAACCCAGAAGCUGAAACUGUAUCUGAUUUGAGUGAAAAAAUUUGUCUGCAGGAAGGUGAUCAACCAAAGGCUUUCAGACCUUCACGACUAAUGAGGGGCCGAUUGCAAAGGCCAAAGCCAAAUAUAGGUAAAGCUACUGAAAGAAAAGAAAUUCUUGCAUCUCAGGAAAAAAUUAGGGCCACUGAAGAAAAGAAUGAAAAUGACACCUGUAUUGAUAGAGAUACCCCUGGACAAAUAGAAGAUCAGUCAUGUAAAAAUUUUGAAUGUGAAGAGAUCAUGUCUCAAUCUGAGGAAAAAGAUAAUUCUUUUAAGAAUAUACAGUUAGAUGAGCCCAAGGCUGUCAGUGAAAAUCUAAGUAUUCAGGAGGAUAAUAAUGUAGAUGUACUCAAACAAGCCCCAGUUCUAAAGACUCGGUUUCAAAAACUAAAGCCAAAUAUAGAAAGAAGAACUGGAACAAAAGAAAUUUCCUCAAAAGAAGAGGUACCAGAGGAGAUUCUUGCCUCUGGGGAAAUGACAGGAGCUUUGAGAGAAGUUGAAAGACAGGAAACCUCACCAAGGGAGGAUAAUACUACUAAGGAAAUGGAGUUGGCUUUAAAAGAAACUGGAAUAGUCAUGUCUCCCAGGGAGAACAUGCCAGAAAUGCUGGAUGUCACUGUGGAAAUGGAGGCAGAUUUGCAGGAAACUGGAAGAGAGAUUUUUCCAAGGGACAAGAUACCAAACGUGACUGAUGCCACUAAGGAGCAAGAGAUAGAUUUGGAAGAAGCCGGAAGAAGAGAAAUGUCCCUACAUGAAAAUGCCCCAGAGGAGGCCAGCUCUGAGGAUGGAAGGGAAAUUGGUUUGAAAGGAACUGAAAGAGAACUUUCCCCAAGGGAGGAGACAGCAGAGGUGAUUGAUGCUGCUGAGGACAGAGAGAAAGACUUGGAAGAAACUGGAAGGAGAGAAAUACCAACACAGGAAAAGGCUCCCAAAGCCAAGACUGUAGGUAAAACGGAGGCAGAUAUGAAAGAUAUUGGAGAAGACAUUUCUCCAAUGGAAAGAGUACUAGUUGGGAUUGGUGCCAUAAAGGCAGGGGGGAUUGAUUGGACAGAAACUGGAAAAAGAGACAUUUUCAUGGUGGAAAAUGUACCAGGAAAGAUGAUCGCCAUUGAGGAAAAAGAGGGAGAUUUGAAAGAAACUGGAAUAGAGAUUUCCUUGAGGAAAAGUGGAUCAGAAGAUAUUAGUGCUACUGAGGAAAUGGUAGUGGAUUUGAAAAAAACAGACAUUUAUCUAAGGGAAAAUGAACCAGAAGAGCCUGGGACCUCCAUACAAACUGAGACAGAUCUGAGGAAGAGCAAUAGUGGGAACUGCAGCGCUAUGCCGUCACUAAACACCAAGAACAUUAGCAGUGAAGUGCUGUCCAUGGUGCAUACAUCUGUAGAAGAAAAAAGAAAUUCUGAAGAGGAAGUAUCAAGUCAGUCGAGUCACUUGAAGACUUCUUUGCAGACUUCUGAGUUUGAUGAAACAGAAUACCAAGGGUUACAAUCUCCAGAUGUUCCAGAAAAGUUUUCAGAUAUUAAUUUAAGCAAAUCUCUUCCUCAAGAACAGAAGCCAUUUGAGGUCAAACCAGCACCUUUAGUGAGAAGUCGAUUCAAAAGACUGAAACCAAACUUAGCAAAAGCAGCUUUAAAGAAAGAGAUUAAGGAAGCAGAAAAAUAUGUACCUGGGAAGAAACUGGAAACUGAUAAAAGGGAGACUAUUGUGAUAAAACAGAACAGUGAACAAACGAAUACUCUCCUUUUCCAACAUGAUGUGGCUUCCCUAAUGACAGGAGAAAAAGAAACAUCAGGUCACAGGAAGGAGGAGCCUGGGAUAUUCCCUUGUAUACAGCCUGAAAAGGACCCUUCAAUAUUGAGUUCUUGUGUGUCUAAAGAGGAGUCUCAGUCUACACAAGCCCAAGAGAAGGAAUUAGUUGUUUCUAUGGGAGCUUAUAAUAGAGACACUUACGAACAAGAAAUGAAGGAAGGUGUUACCCAAACUGCUCAGUCAGUAAGGGGCCAACUUCAGAGACCUAGACCAAAUGUAAGAAAGCCUGGACAGAAGCAAAUAGAAGAAAAAGGUGAAGCCAAGGGCGUAAGUAAAGAAGAAGGAACAAUACUACAAAAAGAUGGAGCUAAAGAGAAAUUCCUUACUGUGCCAAUUUCUCAAGUUAGUACUGAAGUCAAGGUUGUAUCCUCCAAAGUUUCAGAAGGUGGAAUGUAUGAAAAUCAGAGUCACAUGGUUCUUGUAGAAAACCUUCAUGUUAACAAAAUAAAUGUUGUAGAUGAAAAGAUGAGACAUGAACAUAAAACGUAUGUUCGUAGUCCAGCACAGUUGGUAAGAAAGCAAUUCCAAGAGGCUAAACCAAAUUUGGGGAGAACAUAUGGUAAGAAAAAGGAACCAGGUAUAGAAAAAGACAGAGCAAAUCAGACUGAGGCAGGGAAGCCAGAAGAUAAUUUGCUGCAGCAAGGAGAUUCUGAUAUCCAGCUCCUUCAAAAAGAAAAGGCUGAGUUCUUGACAUCUCAGGAGGCUUCAGUAAGAAAAGAUUGUGUAGGUGCCAGAGAAGCUGCUUUGGCCAAAAAAGAUGCUCACUCAGAAGUUGGACUGUCAGGAAGUGUUGGAGAGAAAACGACAGGGGAUAAUUCUGUGUCUUCAGUUGUUGAAGAGCAACAUCUCAGUAAACUAACAAGCUGUCCACAACUGUUAAAAGAACCAAAUUAUGCUAAAAUUGCUCUGGGUCGAAGAACAACUAUCUCUUUUGCCUCUAAGUGUGAGAUAGAUCAUAGUGAAAGAAGAAUGCAUCGGAAAAUCAAACCAAACGUCACCAAAGGGCGUGGAUCAAAACGGAUUCGUAGUAAGACCCCUAAGAAGGAACCUCGACCUUCCAGGGCCGUGCUGGUGACUCUUCGGGCUCCCCAGGAAGAAGACGAAGAUGAUGCUGAGUAUUUUGAUCCUGACUACGAAGAAGAAAACUAUCAGCUUGCUCCAGAAGAAGUAAACAAAGCUCCAGUAUUUGUACCUAUUGGUCUCAGAUCUCCUGAACCUGUUUCUUCUCAGAUUGAGGAAACGAUGGAAGAGCUUGAAAUAACUGUGAAUGUCCCAGAUGUUGGAUGCAUAGCUAUUGUUGAACAGCUCUCAAACACAGAUGUGACUACUCAGGAAAUGAAACAAGAAAAUUUGAAUGCAUUGUCAGUUGAAAUGACCACAGGUGAACAUACCCAAGAUGAAACAGGUACCAAUGAUGGAAGCACAGAAGCUGCCAUAACUUUACUUACAAUGGGAGAUCUAGUGUUGCAGUCAGAGAUCAGUACAGAACAGAGUGAUGGAGUACAUGUACUUCCUGAUGUUCAUUCAAAGGAUACGAGUCAGGUUCCUUUUAGCCCAGAUAAUGUAAAUCACAAAAUUGCUCUUGAAUGUCAGGAGCUGUUUUCAUCUGUCAAUAGUACAUCUCCAUCAUUAGAAGAAAACAAGAUUAUAUUGGAGGAACAAAGUGCUAAAGGAGAAAUGGUUACAACGGAGGAAAUAAAGGAAAAUGCUUUAUCAACCAGGAAUACAACUACUGAAGUGACAAGUAAUUUGAAAGUGAGAAGUGGCUUUGCCAAGCCUCAGCCAAAUCUUAAGAAGAUUUUAGGGACCAGCAGUUUUGAUGCUCAUCAGGAAGUUCCCAGUUUGUUCGUAGAAGGAGAAAUGGAAAUUCAAAGAGAAACUGAGAAACAUGCUUCUAAAGCAACAGGAUUACAAGAUAAAAACCUUGGAUCAGUUACAACAGAAGGAAGUAAGGAGCAGAACAAAUGGGCAUGUGCACAUGGUAUUGAGGAGACCAGUAUCUUACAAGACAAAAACCUAACUGAAAGAAAUGAAGAUCAAGAGGAGGGAUCUCAAGAGGUUCAGAUAUUGUCAGUUGCUCCAGUUGUUUUUUCUGAGACAAGGCCCCACACAUGUGGUUUGGGUAGGGGUCUCAGUGAGAGUUCUAUCCAAGAGCCCCUGAGAAAGGACUCCAUUGCAGACAGUGUCCUUACAUUUCAUUCACCAGAGUGUACAGCAACUAGUAUUCCAGAAGUUCUACAAGAGAAUAUAGUCAAUCCUCAAGAUAUAAUAGUUACUAAUGUACGUCAAGAUGGUGAGGAUGAACAAGCAUUCAUUUUAACUCUGGUGGAAAUCCCAACCAAUGCAGUAGAAGAAUUUACUGAUACUACUACACAGUUAAUGCCAAACUCUUUACUGCCAGCACCCAUAUUGGUCAAAUCAGUGAAUAUGGAAGAAAGGGGUGACAUAAGUAUGAAUUUUCCAGUAUCUUCAGUUGUUCAGGAUGCCAUGUGUUUAUCUAAUUCUGGAAGAGAUGAUUCUGAAAAGCCUCCUGCUAAUUUGGAUCUUAUAUCUAGGAAGAGGUUUCAUUGUAGGCUUGAUGAAAGUGACCAUGUUCCUCCUGCCAAAAAAAGUCCACUUACUUUAAGAAACAAUUGUCCAAAACAUACCUCUGAGGCAUGUGCAAAGAAAUUAAAUGUUUUUGAGGAAACAGGGGAAUCUAACAAAGGGCAGGAUAUCUUUCCUUCUUCAGAAAACACACCUACAACUCUAGAACCUCAGAAAGGGCAACUUGAAGCAGCUUUUCAGAGUAUAGGAUCUAGGUCUUCUGAGAGAAUAACAGAUAUGCCUAGAGAAAAAAAUACAUCUCAGUUACCUCAGGAUGAGGUGAUUGUGUCUGAUAAGGAAGAAAGAACUCAUGCUGCUUCUCAGUCUGAACAAAGGGAUUGCAUUGCAUCGUCUUCAAAAACCCCAUUAUCCAGACCUGGCAGAAGACCCCUGGGAUUUUUGUCUUUAAUAUGUUCAAAGAAUAGUUUGGAGUCUGAUGAACCUACUCAGGUUCAUAUUAAGAAACGCCUAAAGCCUCUGAUACCUGUAACAAGACAGAAUUUGAAAAGAUCUAAUCCACUCAAUGAAAGCCAGAAAAAAGGUCAAGAGUCCCCUGAUUUGCUUCCAUCUCCAAGUGUUGUUGUUAAUACUCAGUCUGAGAAUAUUGGCACUUCAUCAACUCAGGUUUCUUGUGAUCGUUCCUUACCAAAAGAAGAAUGUAAAAGUGGCCAAAAUCGGGCAUCUGAAGAGGAACCAACCACAGUCUCUGAAUAUUUCUUUAAUGAUAUCUUUAUUGAAGUGGAUGAAACAGAAUAAAAGUCUUUUUCUUUUUUCUUUUUUAAGUCUAGGAUUUCCAGAGGCAGUUACAUCAACUAAGCAGUAUUUAGAAAAAAGCAUCACUGGCUGUUUCACUUGAGGUUGAUUUUGAAUAUUUAAUGAGUUUGAAAUGGAGCUUAUUGUAUAAUCAGUGGAAAACAUUGCAGAGGUUCCUUUCAAUCAGAUUGACUUAGCAUUUUGGAACUACCAUGCAAUUAAUCCUGCUUUCUCAGACAGAGUAUCAAUUCUUGUUUACAUUUUGACUUUUUCUGUGCUGAACAUACAUGGACGGUUUGGAAUGUUGUGGAUAAAUGUCUUUAUAAAUCACAGUGCUGAUGUGUUUGGAGGUGGAUUGUAUUUAAAUUUAGAAACUUUUGCUUUGUGAAUGAUUUUCUCUUGUGGGGUUUUUGUUUUUGUUUUGUUUUGUUUUAAAUGAUGAAGGCCUUUUCAGUUGUCUCUAAGUAAAUGAAAGCAAAUUGUAAAACACUUCAGUAACGUGAAUGUUAAAAACUUUUCUAUUAUUAGCUAUUUGACUGACUGAAAAAUAGGUAUUUUUCUAACUCAUGUUUAUGUACCUUUGGUCCUAAUUGAAGAACUAGUAUUUAAACUUAUAAUUUAUAAAGUUGAAACAUCAAAAAGCUUAUUUAUUUAAAAUUUUUUAUUUAAAGGAAUAUUCAGUUUUAAUUAUUUUCACCCCUCAGAUUAUAGGUAAAGAAGGCAUUGACAAAUUUAUGUUUUUCUCCUUUCCCUCUUUAACUUUAAGGAUAUUUAGAGUGAUAUAACGAAAGCUAUUUGGAUAGUAUAUAUGUUUUGAAUACAUUUUUCUCAUAGUUUAGUAGAUUGGCUUUGUACUGUGAAUUUUUUGUUUCUUUUAUUUCUUGGAUAAUCUCAGGAUUUGUAUGGAAAUAAACCCUUAACUUCAUUUAUGAGGCAAAUUUCCAUACAAAACUCAAUAUCCUUUACAUCCAUACACACUCACACACACGCAUUCCUUUUUUUAAAAACCAAUUUCUUGAUGGUUUUCCCUCAUUAAAUUCUGCUCAAGGAGCACUUAGGCCUUUAGGUGUAGAACAUGAUUAUGAUGUUAAAAACAGAAAGUAAGGUAUAGUAAAACUUCAUUAAGUCAGUGACUAUCAUCAAUAUGAAUUUAAGGGUUUUUAAUUUCAAGAUUUAAAAUUUUACAUAUGUAGUUCUAUUAUCCACCCAUGUAAAUCUUUUGUGGUUCAAGUUAAACUUCUCAGAGCAAAUUUAUUAUUUUAUUUGAAAAGCCUCCUGGUCAGAUAAUACAGUAGGUCAGGAGUCAGAAAUGUUCUUCACAAAAUAUUUUCGAGUUGAUGGGCCUGAUGGCUUCUGUGGCAACUACUUAACUCUGCUAUUUCAAUGUGAAAACAGCCACAUACAAUGGUGUGAAUGGCUGGAUUGGGCUUUUAGUUUGCUCCCUGCAUUUGACAGUAAUUAUCUAAACUUAAGGGGCUGACUUUAUCUGUGAGAUGUUUGUCAUUGAAGAUAUGAAUUGUGCCUAACAAUUAAAAUUGUAUUGAUUCCAUUGUGAAAUGAUCAGUAUUUCAAUUGGGAAGAUACUUUAAUAUCUAGACAAUUGUGUUUGCAUAUUGAAAAAUAAUGGUGGCCAGUUUUCAAGUUCACUAUAAAAUAGGAGGUAAUUUAUUACUACUGCAAGUAUGGCAGUAAUUGUAAUUUAUUAAACAGUUGAUAUUACAGCUUAUCUUCCUACUGUGUUUUAGUGAAAUUUACAGUUUACUUUUUUGUCAUAAAGGAGGAUCUAUACUGAGUGAAAAUUCUCUAUAGAUAUGCAUUUAUUUAUUUCAUGUGAUUAAUAUGUCACAAAAUCAUGGUAGUAAAUCACAUUGCUAUUGUAAUGCCCUGUUAAAUUUUUUUUUAAGUCUCAUGUUCUGAAAUGGUGUCUUUCAUUAAUUAAUACUAGUUUCAGUGUUAGGUUGCCACAAUUGAACUAUUAUUUUAUCCCUUAUAUACUAUUUAUAUUUUAACUUUGUUAACAUCUGUCUCUCCCUCAUCUACAAUGAAUUAAUUUAUGGCAGAUGUAAUUUCUCACUAUAUAAAGAAUAAUGUAUUUUUGAGCAUUCAUUUAUUAGAGAAUCAAGUCAACCAUCUAAAUUAUCCUAUUAUAUCCUUAAAACUAAUCUUGGGGGAGCAAGAGAACUAUAAUCAGUGUAUUUACCUUAUAGGUGGAAAGACUUGUUCACACCUGUGUUUAAUCUGAUUCAUGUAAAGAUGUUGUUGUGAAGAAUUAUAUUAUAAAUCUUAAUGGAGAUAUGAUUAAAGAUCUUUAUAUUUUUCUUUACUUUUCCUCCUGAACACUUAUAUCUUAGCAAGUGACCAACAUGAUGGUUUAAAAGCCUAAUUGUUGGUAAAUGAUUGAGGCACGGAUAAAAAUAUGAAUAUCUACUGUUACCACCAUGUUAUUUGAAGUAGAAGUGACUAUGUAUACUAUCUUGCUUGAACAGCCUUUGAUGAAAAAGCAAUAUCUGUCAUUUGUAAAUUUUCUUGUUCUAAAGAAAGCAGUUACGUUCUAUACAUACAGUGUAAAUAAAAUUUAUUUUAUACUA
Molecule: messenger RNA, 10016 nt
Organism: Manis pentadactyla (Chinese pangolin)
Lineage: Eukaryota; Metazoa; Chordata; Mammalia; Pholidota; Manidae
Gene: BDP1
Product: B double prime 1, subunit of RNA polymerase III transcription initiation factor IIIB
Exons: 39
Coding region: 229-7431 (2400 amino acids)
Biological process (GO): RNA polymerase III preinitiation complex assembly
Cellular component (GO): transcription factor TFIIIB complex
Molecular function (GO): TFIIIC-class transcription factor complex binding
Source: RefSeq, a predicted model, not a curated record